Molecule: messenger RNA, 610 nt
Organism: Salarias fasciatus (jewelled blenny)
Lineage: Eukaryota; Metazoa; Chordata; Actinopteri; Blenniiformes; Blenniidae
Gene: tstd1
Product: thiosulfate sulfurtransferase like domain containing 1
Exons: 4
Coding region: 111-455 (114 amino acids)
Source: RefSeq, a predicted model, not a curated record
UCACUAUCAGAGCCUUUUACUGUCAACAGUCUGCGGAACGAGCUGCAGCUGUGCUUCCAACAUUUGUAUUUUCCAGUGAUCACACCCGGCAGCUUCACACAACAGACUAAAUGGCGCAGACAGAAACCAAGGAGAUUUUCUACGACGAACUGAAAGAACUGGUGGGAAAGAGCCAGAAUCUCUUUCUGGUUGAUGUUCGCUCCAAAGAGGAAUAUGACAAAGGAUAUAUUCCUGGAUCUGUCCACAUUCCAGUUGACACAGUAGAAGCUGCUCUUUCCUUGAACCCAGAAGAGUUCAAGGCCAAAUACGGAGUCACCAAACCACAGGUGGUGUUUCACUGCCAGAUGGGCAGAAGAGGGGGUAUCGCCACAAACAAAGCCACCGAAAUGGGAUAUAAGAAUGCACGCAACUUCAUCGGAGGAUACAAGAAGUGGGCUGAGAACCAAGGAAAGUGACCUGGGCCAAAGGAUAACAGCACAUUUUUAUACAUAUGAGUAAUACCAAGCACUGACAGCCAAAACAGACUUAUGAAGUCCCUUCUUAUAUUGUUUUCAUACAGUCAAUCACUGCGUUUUAUAAAAACGAACAAAUAAAAUUGUUUACUCAGGAA